Anopheles maculipalpis is the source of this 396-nucleotide messenger RNA. RefSeq lists its product as uncharacterized. Lineage: Eukaryota; Metazoa; Arthropoda; Insecta; Diptera; Culicidae. The transcript has 2 exons. The coding region runs from base 1 to 396 and encodes 131 amino acids. The record is from RefSeq and is a predicted model, not a curated record.
AUGAAGCUUCUCAGUUGGUUGAUUGUUGUUUGUGCUACAUUUGCCCCAUCGUUGGGCAGUUUCGUUGAGUGUGAUCUUGAUCUGGAAGAUCCCGCAAUUAUCAGCCGACUGCCAGAACAGUGCCAGAAUGUGGAUGAUGCUACCAAAUCGUUAAUGAUCGAAGAAUCGGCAAGCUUUAAAUUGUUCCAUCAGAAGCUGCUAGAGUAUGAAGCUUCCCAGGUUCCGGCCAGUGAAGAUGCGGUGCACAUGGAUAUGGAUUUCCGUAACGAACUGUACGCAGCUGGUGAUCUGCACGAGUGUCUAAGCUUAAACGAUACGCUUAACCAGUACUUACGGUGCGUGAUGGACAAGCGGAACAAAAUGUUGGAAAUAGUUGAACAAGCUGGCUCUUUAUGA